GCAAAACAACAUAUGGCUGUCGAAAUGCAGGACUAUUAAAUGUAGAAUUCUGCGAAAUAUGAAAUGACAAAUAUAUUGAAUUAAAUUUUCAUUUUGUAGGAAAUAACCAUUAGAAAAAAUAUAUUUAAAGUUUAAAUGGCUUUUUCUAGUUUUAGUAAAUACGCAUUUCUAUAUAUCAGAGGCCCUCUUUUGCUGAAUGCAAGGGCUAUUGGAAAUGUGUCUGCACCUUUUGGAGUUGCAUGUAAAGGAGAUGUAUCCGUCGAAGUACACGAAGGACCAGUUAACUCGUCCAUUGAAUCGCAUAAUGACGAUACGAAAAAAGUGCCUUUAACUUUAGAAGAAUACAAGAAAUUGAGGGGUUUAGAGCCUUUUCAACCUGAAGAUCCCCAUAUUCUGAAAGUAUCUAUUUUAGGUGAACCAAAUGUUGGGAAAUCUACUUUGACAAAUAGUCUUGUGAAAUGGAAGAUUUGCGCUGUUUCCAGAAAGGUGCAUACGACGAGAAAAAAAGCGGCUGCAGUUUUAAUAGAAGGGAAUAAACAAAUUGUAUUCCUUGACACACCUGGUUUUGUUUCAGCAGAACAAACAAUAAAGCAUAAAUUAGAGCCAUCUUUCAUUAUGGACCCAUUAAAAUCUAUUAGAGACGCUCAUCUAAUUGCUGUUGUCAUAGACAUUUCUAACAGGUGGACUAAUAACAAAAUCAAUGGAGAUAUUUUAGAAGUUCUAAAUGAAUUCAAGCAUAAAAAAUCCAUUCUGAUACUGAAUAAGGUGGAUGCAAUGAAAUCCAAAACCAGGUUAUUAAGUUUAACUCGAAUUUUAACUGGAGGUGGUGUUAGCAACAUUUUGGAUUCUAAUUUCGAGAAAACUUCAGGUCUGGAAGAAAUGAUAGAAAAACAAAAAGAACUCAAAAUCAAAGAAUGUGAUGAAGAUGAAAAUGAGGAACAGAAGAGAGGUUGGCCAUUUUUUUCAAAUGUUUUCAUGGUAUCUGCCUUGAAAAAUGAAGGAGUUGAUGAUCUCAGGAGGUAUCUACUGAAUGAAGCUGUACCUGGCAAAUGGAUGUACCAUAGCAGUGUAGUAACAGAUCAGCAUCCACAUGAACUAGCCCUGAUGAUAGUCAGAGAGAAGUUGCUGGAUUAUUUGCCAGAGGAAAUACCUUAUAAUAUAAAUUUGAGAGUAUCAAAAUGGGAGUUAUUGAGCACAGGCUGUCCUAAAAUAGAUAUAAAAAUCAUUUGUCAAAAUUCCAGGCACAAGCGUUUCGUGCUCGGUCCUAAUGGAAAACAUAUUGCAUUGUGUGCUGAUAAAAGCAGGCGUGCUAUGAGAGAAGCCUUUAGAAGAGAUGUGGUACUUCACUUGGGUGUAGCGUAAAAUACUGUGUAAAUAAAUUUUUCUUUUAUUCAUAAUUUAUUUAUCAUGGCAUUAUUUCAUUUCUGAUGAUAAAAUAUAUAUUAAAAUGUGAAAUGGUAAUAAUGUUGCCAUAUCCAUUUUAUUAUCCUGUGCAUGUCAAAAGUUGUUUAUUAUAUAUUUGAUAUAUUAAAACAAUCAUUAUUGUGA
Molecule: messenger RNA, 1548 nt
Organism: Stegodyphus dumicola
Lineage: Eukaryota; Metazoa; Arthropoda; Arachnida; Araneae; Eresidae
Product: GTPase Era, mitochondrial
Biological process (GO): ribosomal small subunit assembly
Cellular component (GO): mitochondrial matrix
Molecular function (GO): GTP binding; ribosomal small subunit binding; rRNA binding
Source: RefSeq, a predicted model, not a curated record